Messenger RNA from Colius striatus (speckled mousebird), 3381 nucleotides. RefSeq names its product chromosome 15 C3orf18 homolog (gene C15H3orf18). Bases 206 to 676 code for a protein of 156 amino acids. NCBI's taxonomy places the organism in Eukaryota, Metazoa, Chordata, Aves, Coliiformes, Coliidae. The record is from RefSeq and is a predicted model, not a curated record. The transcript is spliced from 5 exons.
CGCCCCAGCGCCAGCGCCGCUCCGGGGGCAGCGGCCGCCUCAGCGGGGAGCGCUCCGCAGAAACCAGGGUGGAAAUACCAUCAGCAACGAUGCUCCAGGGUAGGUCUUACAUGAGGGGCCUUGAUAAGAAGGGCAGCUCUCUGCUUCUGUAGCUGAUGGAUAAGGACAAUAGCUUGGCCAAAAGAAGCUACCAAGAGCUGGCAGGAUGAGUUACAGCUCACCUUCUGUGCAUGACUUGUAUCACAGCACCACCACCACGGCCAAGCCAGACCCAGGGACAACUUUGGAUGUGACUGUACCAGAAACAGCCACCAUAAGCCCUGAGACUACCAGUUUCAACAGCACCAAAAUCCCAGAUGUGGCCAGCAAUGGACCUGGCAUGAGCACAAUGCUGCUGUCCUUCGGGAUCAUUACUGUGAUUGGAUUGGCUGUAGCUGUGGUUCUCUAUAUCAGGAAGAGGAGGAGGUUGGAGAAGUUACGGCACCAGCUCAUGCCCAUGUACAACUUUGAUCCCACUGAGGAACAGGAUGAACUGGAGCAGGAGCUGCUGGAGCACGGGCGAGAUGCAGCAUCUUCCCAGGCAUCGCAGAGCAAGAUUCUGCUGCCGAGUCAAGGAGCCCUCCAGAGACCCAGCCGGCUUGUGUUCACAGACGUUGCCAAUGCCAUCAAUGCAUGAACACUCCCUGCCCCUGCUCUGGGCUCGUGCUGACACUGGGGAGGAUGGAGCCACCAAAGCAGUGAUGUCCCACGAGCAUGGCUGAUGUGCUGAGCCCAGCUGGGCACCGCCUUGGUUUGUGUUACAAAUGGGUCACAAGCACUGGGAACUUUCAUCACUUUGGGGAAGCAAACCCUUGGUGAUGGCAGUGGUGAUUUUUUGGUGCAUCUGUUACCCCUAAAAGGUCCUGAGCUCCAGUUUCUGGGCUGGUGCUGACUGAUAGCAUGUACCAAGCUGCAUGCUGAGGAGCAGUGCCUGCUUUGUUGUAGAUGAACUCCUCAGAGCACAUGUACACUUUAGGUCAUGGAAGGAGAAGAGGUACCUGAUUCCAAGAGCUCCCCCUUUGGUUUUGUGCCACCAGACCCCAAGGAAAGUGGUGAAUGAGCCUCUCUGUCCAGCGCCCGCAGCCUUGGCAGAUCCUGGAGGGGUGACUGGUGGCAAAGCCCCUUGGAGCAGGGAGAGCUGCCUCCCUCAGCUCAGUGGCAAUCUGGGGCAUGCCAGGGAAAACACACACCACGGGCUCACACUCCUUGUGGCAGGUGGGCUGCUGAGAAACAUGCUCCUGGGGCGGUGGGGAAGCCUGGGGAGUUCAUUGGCUUUGAAAAGUGAAAUGGCUGAUUACAUCAUAACUGAGGAAGUAGCUGAAUAUCCCAAGUUAGUGCUGCCAUACAGACAGAGGGGAAGCCACACAGCUGGAGACAAGAGGUGUUGAUGUCAGUGUCUGGCUAUGGGACUCCCUGGCACUGAGCUGGAAGAAUGGUGCUUGGGCCACAGAGAAGAAUGGAGUAGAACUGGGGUUCUCAUGCCAUUUACCCCCUCCUGCCUUGGCUCAGGGAAGUUUUUACAGUGCAGGGUGUUAUCUGGAAGAAAAAUUAAACCUCAAAAUAUUUUCUUUUAAAGAAGGAAACCCACGUACUGGCUCAACACUACAGCAGCCCCAUGUCUGCCCCAGACAUGACUCAGCAGCUGGUUCCUACUUCCUUACCUGCCAGGACCUGCAGCAGAGCCUUCUCUUCUUCCUGCUGGAGGAAAGAGAGCUUUAUGUUAGCCUCUGCUCAUGUUACCUGCUCAUGUAGAAGGUGAGAUUAGAGAGGUAAGGCAGGAGUUUGCCUGUAACCCUGAAGCAUCUCUCUGCCUAUGCCCGCUUCAGGGCUGCAGGAGAGAGAAUGCAAAGGGGCCUUUGGCCACCAUGGCACGCUGCAGUGCAGCACCGGGCUGUCCUCUGCAGAGCCUUUUGGUGGCCACCAGCCCUGAGUGCUGCAGGCCAGCACAGCAGCCAGUGGCCAGCAGUAUAAGCUGCUCACAAGCAUCAGUGCUCAGCCAUGUGUUGAUCCCCUCCCUACGUGCAUUUGUCAGAUUGUGUUCCAUCCACAGCACUGGUCAAAGGGGAAUCAGGGCAAGCCCAAAUUUGCAUGUAGGUCUAAGAGUAGACUUUAUGCAAGGAGACAUUUCACUGAGUGGCAGUUUAGGUAUCAUAUGCUUUGUUGCAAGUUUGGACCUGCCAAUUAGUUUUUGUUUUCCCUAGUAUUUCUUACUUUUUUCCUUCCCCACUGUGAGUUUUUUCCCCAUAUUCAUUAAAUACAGACUUUCCUGGGCAUGUGCCACUGGCCCCUGCAGUGCAGUUCCUUACCAGCCUCCCUCCUUCACUGACACAGCUUUCUUCAUGGCACAAAAGCAAGGCCAAGUUGCUUUAAUUUUUCAGUAUCCCUCUUUCUUUUUAUGACCAUUGUCUUCUGGGGGUGUAUUAGGGCAAGCAGUGUCAACACCAGUGGAAAAACAGCCCAGCCCCAGCCCCAGGAGAGCUGGCAGGAGGCACUCCCAGGCUGCUGGUUGCUGGUGGUGUUUGCACUCCAGGGAUACCGUGUUGUUGGAAGGAAGGUGUGUGGGUGCAAAUCAUCAGUGUGAUCUCCCUCAGGUCCUUGGAAUUUGGACACUAUCUGUGGGUCUUCCUAGAGGUUAUGGGGCUUGACCAGCUGAGAAGCAAAUACAUCAACCCCCACCCACACACACUUACCAUCUCCUGCAGGUGCUCCCUGAGGGAGGCAGACACAGAGAGCUCAGCUUUGUCCCUCCAGCAGCCAGCAGGUCCCUCUCUGCCCAGCUCUCCUGUGCUCUGUGGCUGGGUGGGUGCAGGUGGCAGCAGGUCACAGUGGUGUCCUGCAGCCCAGCCUUUCCUCUAGAACUCUGGGAUUGGAACUUCAGAGGUUGUUUUAAACUUGAUAAAAGGCAGGUAGGUGUAAGCUGAGCUGUUUCCUCAAACCAACAGGCUACUUUGUGCUCUUUACCCGACUCCAUGUGCUGACCAGGCAGCUGCCAAGCAGCAUGUCUGCCAGCUCAGGUGCAAAAACACGCACCUUGGUCCACAACGCUGCUGAGAUAUGACUUCUCUAACAAAGGCACCCGCAGAGGACUUCUCUUUAACCAUUCUUCUGGUAAUGGUAGGCUUUGUCCUGUGAUGACUACCCUUAGAUUAAAGAAGUAGAGGUAAUAAGACUAAAAGGAUAUUAUGGGUAUUUGCUGGGCUUGUACUGGAGUAUUCUUUUAGCUCAAUAGCACCUCCUCACAGUUCCUGGAAGUGUAUGUACAAUAUAGCAGAAGCAUUAUGAUGUAAUUUAUUUCAAGUGUUUCUGUGUUUCAAGCAUUGAAAUAUAAUUAUUUACAUGAAA